Messenger RNA from Anthostomella pinea, 888 nucleotides. Lineage: Eukaryota; Fungi; Ascomycota; Sordariomycetes; Xylariales; Xylariaceae. The record is from the annotation of a GenBank genome assembly.
AUGCCAACAAGCGCAGCAUCUGAUUCGACAGUGAAGAAUCUGUUCCAUCAAGGCUACAGCGAGUAUUCGCCGUAUCUACGAGACAGUCGCCCAUACAGCGACAACCACAACGGUGUGCCCGACCAGAACCCCUGCCGGGAUUACUAUUCGCGGGAGUUGGGUUAUUCCAUAACACCGGUCAUCGAGCCUUUGUCUUCUGAAAUGCUACGACUACUGAGGGCAGAGUUGGCGAUGGUGUACUACGAAGAGACAGCCGAAUGGAUUCGCAGGGAGCAUCAUUCUCGGUUCUCCUGGGCGCGAGAAUACUCGAUGAGCAGGUUCCGCGUUUCUCAGUUGGACCCCGAAUAUUUCGCGGCGCCUCACGAAUCGACGAGACUGGUCAAUUAUUUCAACAAAGAGAUCACCGUAUAUUUUGAGCACAGUGGAUCGUCAUCACGGCCUGGCUUCAAAGAUGGAAAGCUCGGUUGGUACAUCUACAAACAGUGGUUUCGGCUCCAUGAUGGGCGCCCACCUUUGCAACGCCACAAUUACUUUGGCAAAGCUAUUUGCUUCGACAAGGGGGGGCCUAGUUGUAUCCCUGAGAUCGUGUUAUUUCACCGGAGUCUUUGCGAUGCAAUGUCCUCCCAGCUUGGCGGCAUGGUCACAAUUUCGAAGGGACUUUCGUCUCCUGGGGCUUUCCUACCAGAGCCUAGCGAGGAGACGCAAUCUUGGCAGGACCAUGGCUUCAAGAUGGGACACUUGUUUCCAGCAGUCUUCAUGGUUGUAGACAACCAGGUUCCACCAGAGAAUCACAAUGUCCAUCCGAUCCCCCCACCAGAACUGAGGACCAAAGAUUCCCACACCUAUCGUGAUAGAGUGGGUCGACCGCGUGAUUCGACAUGCGGGUGA